Lucilia sericata (common green bottle fly) is the source of this 892-nucleotide messenger RNA. RefSeq lists its product as uncharacterized. The transcript has a single exon. NCBI's taxonomy places the organism in Eukaryota, Metazoa, Arthropoda, Insecta, Diptera, Calliphoridae. Gene Ontology annotation, molecular function: protein binding. The coding region runs from base 88 to 642 and encodes 184 amino acids. The record is from RefSeq and is a predicted model, not a curated record.
AACAAAAAUUGCAAUUAGUAAGUGAUCGUCGUCAAGUGAACUUUAUUUAUUCCAAUGUCUAGUUAAACUUUCAAUUUUCUCCAAAUAAUGUUAUCAAAUCUAAACGAUGAUUGUCUCCUACAAAUAUUCGAACUGUUACCUCUCCAAGAUCAAGUACAACUUACUACAAUCUGUAAACGUUUUCAAUUUUUGAUUGCAAAAUAUAUUUGGUCUAAAAAAUACACUGAUCUUCACAGCCAAAUGAGAUGUUUACAACCACUCGAUCUGCAGCAAUACAAACAAUUCUUUCGCAUUAAUCAGGAAAAUAUACGACAAUUAAAAAUAGAUGUUAGCAAUAAUUUUGCCUAUGUCUAUAAUUCGAAUCGUUUGAAUAAUCGACCGGAUUAUACGUUUUAUUUUAAACUAAAAAUGCCAAAUAUAAAAGUAUUACGUAUAAAAUGUCCAGCACCAUCGAUACACGAUGUUUAUAUUGAAAUGUUAAGUAAAAAUUGUCCAAAAUUGGAAAUAUUGGAUUUGGGUAAAUCUAGAGUAUCUGGAGCGUAUGUCGAAGAUAUACGGUCUUUACAACUAAUUACAACUGGUAAUAAACACAUACAAUUGCCGUUUAGUUUGCACGAAUAUGAGGAUAUUUUACUAGACUAGUUUGCCCAGUAAACAUUGUAUAGAGAACAUGGACAACGAGCAGCUGUUAACAUUCCCAAGGAUUUGUCUUGAUAUAUAGAAGUAAAUACAUGGUUAUUUGCCUUAUAGAGCAAAUACAGAGAGGUGGUUAAGAAAGUAUGUUUAAACAUAUUUUUAAUUUGUUACAAAAAGUUAUUUUAAAUGUGAUAUUGUUAAAUUGAAAAAGAAAAUUCAAUAAAAUUAUGUUUUGUUAAACAGAAAGUGUUCUUUU